This is a messenger RNA of Pleurotus ostreatus (oyster mushroom), 1257 nucleotides long. RefSeq lists its product as uncharacterized. The record is from RefSeq and is a predicted model, not a curated record. Gene Ontology annotation, molecular function: protein binding. The transcript has 2 exons. Bases 1 to 1257 code for a protein of 418 amino acids. Lineage: Eukaryota; Fungi; Basidiomycota; Agaricomycetes; Agaricales; Pleurotaceae.
AUGUUCAACCACAAUCCCCACAACGUCUUCGCCGUAAUGCCGCUAGACAAGCUCGCUCCGGAAAUUCUACUCUCUGUGGUUUCAUUCUUACCGAGUAAAGAUGCUCGUGUGCUUUCCCGCACCUGCCGCAAGCUCCAUGCUAUCUGCGAGAUCCAGCUUUAUGCCAGUGUCAACUUCGAACUGAAGGAUUCCUCGGACUCAUCUACGGACAAACGACUCGUCCGUUUCUUUGGGAGCCUGAUGGCGAGGAAGGAGAGGUGCACCUACGUCCGAAACUUAUCGCUUGAUUUUGGCCGGACGUUCACUAGCAGGGAUCAUGCUUUGGUCUCUGCAAUCGUCGAGGCCCUCCCUUGCCUCCACACUUUCAUAUUCAGUUAUUCCAACGUCGACUUUUCCGACGAUGAUAUCUUCAAGCUUCCUCAACUGACGAGGUCACGUCGCGCUAUCGUCAAGUCUUCCUUGCGAACUCUGAAGGCCACUAUCCUUUCUGGUCGCCAGAAACGUUCUCCUUCCCAUAACACCAUCGCUAUGCGUCGCCCCUUUGAGGAACGAUCCUCUCUAUUAAACCUCACUUGGCUUAAUAGAAACCUCUCCGAAGGCCCAUUCUUUCUCUCCUUCGUCCGUUUACAUUCCAAUAUUCGGUUCUUGCAUCUCGAACACGCCACGAACUUCCCUAAAAUGGACGCGAGCAUUCUACCUAAUUUAGAAAGUGUUAGAGCGUCUAUCCGUGUUGUGCUCGCAUUGCUCCCUGGAAGGAGGAUUCAGAGGGUAAACACAUGGAUCUAUACCGGGGUUGGCGACAUGUGGGACGAAUAUUUGAACGAUACAAGUGGUAAUGUCUUCAGGGAAGAUGGUCUUGAUGCUAUCAAGGUGUUUACGUGCCAGGAUGUCGGCGAUGGCGCCCCUGGAGGAUUCCUGCCGUUUCUUAUCGAAAAGAUGAAGAAUCUUGAAGUGUUAGACACAAUGGGCGGUCUCCCAGUUGAAAUCCCCACUCUCCGCAAAACGAAGGUCCAACUGCUACGACUCCAUCACAGCGCCGAUAGAUCCCAAGCACUGAAUCUCUUCCAAGCAGUCAAGACGCUCCAAUGUAUCGAGUGGUUGGCUAUCAACAUCGUUGAUGAUGGCGGUCCGGGUUUGUUGAUUCUGUACACAGCGUCCAGAUUGUAUAGGAACGGAAAAUGGACCCCGCAUGUUCAGUGGAAGUGCGAGCCUGGGGAUGAGUGGUUUUCGGAUUGGAAGGAUGUAUUUUGGGAGUAA